This is a messenger RNA of Prosopis cineraria, 744 nucleotides long. RefSeq names its product acidic endochitinase-like. Gene Ontology annotation, molecular function: chitinase activity. Lineage: Eukaryota; Viridiplantae; Streptophyta; Magnoliopsida; Fabales; Fabaceae. Gene Ontology annotation, cellular component: extracellular region. The record is from RefSeq and is a predicted model, not a curated record. Gene Ontology annotation, biological process: carbohydrate metabolic process. Bases 1 to 744 code for a protein of 247 amino acids. The transcript is spliced from 2 exons.
AUGGCCACCAAAAUUUUUCUGUCUCCUCUUUUUAUACUCAUUGCUUUCCUAGUCCUAGUCCAAAUUCGCUCCUCUGAAGCCGGUGAUGACAUAAUCGGCGUUUACUGGACUCUGAUGGAUGAUAAUAGUAAUCUUACAGCAACAUGUGCCACAGGAAAAUACACUUACGUGGUCAUAUACUAUCUCCAGACCUCUCGGGAUGAGUUUAACCCUCAAUUCAGCAUCCCAGGUGGUACCUGUGACCCUCGUUUAUCAUGCCCCUCCAUUGGCCCAGGUGUCAAAUAUUGCCAAGAACAAGGGAUCAAGGUGAUGCUCUAUAUUGCUGGAGACGGUUGGAAUGUCACUCUAUCUUCUGCUGACAAGGCUCGAAAUGUCUCUGAUUACUUGUGGAACACUUUCUUGGGAGGAAAUUCAUCUUCUCGCCCAUUUCGAGAUGCCAUAUUAGACGGCAUCAAUUUUGAUAUCCGCUACUUUACCCCUCACUGGAAGGACCUUGCUCAUUACUUGAAGUCACACAGCACUUCAACACGAACGGUCUACUUAUCUGCAUCACCUCCAUGCCGAUUUCCUGAUAAUUUUCGUGGCACUGCCCUUGAAGAACAUGGCCUUUUUGACUAUGUCUUCGUACAAUUCCAGAACGACCCUGCCUGCCAAUAUUCAGAAUUGCGAGGUAAUGUCUUAUUACUAGAAUCAUGGAACAAUUGGACGAAAGCAUUAGGAAGUCACCCAACUAUGGUGGUCUGA